UCUUUUGUGAAUUUAUUCGGGACUCGGCAUUCCAUAGCCGCCAUUCCCAGCGCGUUGGCUUCAGUCGUUUGACAUUGGCCCGACAUGCCGGUACAAGCGUCGCAUCUACGUCUUCGGUCCCGUCAGCAAUUGUUGUUGCUCGCGUCGCGUCGUCAACAACAGCAAUAAUAAAAAUGGAAAACAAAUAAAUAUCUGAAAUAUGUGCAAGUAAAUUUAUUGAGGCGGCACACGAGUUGUUCCACAUUGGUUGAUAGUCAAUUACGCCCCGUUGCAGGCAAGGCGCGCGCGAUUUUUAGUGGGUGUCAACGGCGAAAGUAUCUCAAAGAUACACAAACAAUGCAGCAAAUCGCUUGAGUGCAGCACAACAAUAUCCAAAUAAACCAAAGCCUCGAAGCCACACUCCAGCAAAAACUAAGCAAAAUACAAGAACAUUCAACAUUUAGCAGCCAAAAUGAUGGCGCUCGAUGGUAAAGCGAUAAUUAAGGAGGAGAUCACCGAGAAGGACGCCUACGACGCGGCGGCAGCGGCAGCGGCAGCAGCAGCAGCAGCGGCAGCGGUAUCAGUGGCUACAUCAACAGCUGCCUCAUCCGCGUCAUCGUCAGCGUCCUCUUCAGCAGCAGCGGCGGCGGCGGCGGCAGCCAACACAUCAGCAACUGCGGCUGCAAUUAGUCGACGGUUUAAAGCGAACAGCAGCAACAGCAGCAGCAACAGCAGCAGCAGCAACGGCGACAAGAGUUCCACCACCACCAACUCCUCCUCGGCCGGCAGCACCAGCAGCAGUAGCAGUAGCAAAGACAUGACCAUCACUGGCAGCAGCGCAGUCAGCAGUCAGCAGCUCACGCCUAACGGCACUCGCGAGCGGGAGCGGGAGCGUGACAGAGACCGUGAAAGGGAGCGCGAACGGGAGCGGGAAAGAGAGCGUGAUCGUCUCUGUCGCACUCCUCCAGAGUCGCCGCCCGAGCUGGCGCGCAAUCUGGCAGCUGCACCGCGCUCUCCCCAGUCACCACCUCAGCAGCUGCAUCAUCACCAGCGCCCACAGCGCAAUGCGAGCGCCUCGCCCGUGGUCAACGGGGGCGCCAGUUCGGGCACAUCACCCACGCCGGGCUCACAGCAUGCAGCCUCUCUAGCCGCUGCUGCAGCCGCCGCAGCUGCAGCUGCUGCGCAUGUGGAACAGGCGCGACUGCUCUCUAAGCUGCGCAAGUUCCUGGGCGCUCUGGUGCAGUUCUCACAGGAGCUCGGACAGCCGGAGGUGAGCGAGCGAGUGCGCGCCUUGGUGCUGUCGCUGUCCAGCAGUAACAUAUCACUGGAAGAGUUCCGGCUGGCCUUGCAGGAGGCCAUCAAUUUGCCGCUCCGGCCGUAUGUGAUGCCGCUCCUGAAGAACAGCGUGGCUCUGAUGCAGCGCGAGAUUCUGGCCCUGGCUCGCGCCACUAACCAGUCCGCGAUGCAGUACGUGACCAGCAACGAGCAGGCUGUGAUGGAGCUGACGCCACAUGGCGUGGCCAGUGCCGAGUUUGCGGACAUAUUUGUGCAGCUGGAGGCGCCGGCGGCAGCCAAUGGCAAUGGUGGGGCACUGUUCAAGCGUCGCUCGUCGGACUCCAUAAUGGAGCACAGCGCACACAAUGGUCUGCAGGAGUGGACCGAGUACAUGCCCAAUGCCGGCACACCCUAUGCGCCGCCCAGCAAGCGCCUGGCCAUGCACCCGGCAGCAGCUCAUUCGGUACUCGCCUUCGACUACAGCGCUGCGACUACCGCCGGCGAGGUGGCUGUUGCCGCGGGCUUCAUGCAGCGGGACGAGCGAGAUCUGCGCCUAGCCGAGUCAGGCCAGGGGGCUGGCAGACAUGCGCCGCCCCAGGUAGCACGUGGGGGCAAUGCUCCUGCAGCGGGCGCACCUGGCGGCGAGGAGGAGUGGAAGAACAUACACACCAUGCUCAACUGCAUCUCGGCUAUGGUUGACAAGACCAAGCGGGCCAUCACCAUACUGCAACAGCGCGGUAUAGAACCACAGCAUGGCAGCAACAGCAGCCAAGACCUGACACCCGCCGCCAUGGCCGAGCUGCGUCGUCAAACCGAGGAGAAGGUUGCCGAAUUCAAGCGCAAUGCUGAGGAUGCAGUCACACAGGUCAAGCGACAAGCAGUCAUCGAAAUACAAAGAGCUGUAGUCGCGGCAGAGACGCGUGCUGCCGAGAUCAUGACUCAGGAGCGGCUGCGCAUGGAAAAGUUCUUCAUGGAGAUGAGCCGACAUUCCAGUGGAGACCGCGAUCUGGACAACAAAUCGCCGUCCAUAACCAGCGCACAGAAUGGCAGCAACUUGCAGCAGCAAUGCUGGAACUGCGGUCGCAAGGCCACGGAAACCUGCUCCGGCUGCAACAUGGCCCGCUACUGCAGCGCCUCUUGCCAGUACAGGGAUUGGGAUAGUCAUCAUCAGGUGUGUGGUAACUCACGGGCCACCGAGCUGAGCGCCAAGCACUUGCAUUCGGCCAGCGCCAGCGGCAUGCGCAGCGCCAUGGCCACCCGAUCCCCACCCACACCGACAGCAGCAGCAGCGGCGGCUGCGGCGGCAGCGGUACAUCUACAGGCGGCUGCUGCCAGCGUGCGAGAGGCGGCUGUUGCUGGCAGCACAGCUGGAGGCUCUGUGGCUGGGGCUGCUGUCGCUGCUGGCACACCCAGUGCGCUGGUCCCCAACGGCCUGGGCUCCAAAUGACGCAUUCGCAUGAUGAAACCCAAGAAGAAAUACUUGUGCUAGUCAAAUUAACGAUCGAGCUCGAAUACGAUAUAAUUAUAGCCUACAUAUAUAAUUAUGAGUUUAACUAACGAAAACCUUAACCAAAAACAAAAAGCAAAUGGUAGUAGGAGGGGAAGUGGAAGUUGAAGAGGAAGAGAAGAAGACACUGUCAGCAUUAUCCAAAUAGUUUUUAAAUGCACACUUAAAUAUACUUCAAGUAAACGAGAUAGAUAACAUAUGUAAUUUGCAACUUAACAAUUUUUGCAUUACAUUCGAAACACAAGAGAAAAAAUAAGAAAAAAUAAAAAUAAAAUUUGUUAAAUGUGUGUGACAGCAUGAUUUAAUACAAUUCUUAUGGCUUGACGAUUUUUUAAAAAAAAAUUUAAGGCAGCUGAAGAUGUUUAAAGUAGCCAUCACGCUGAAAAGUCAUCAAUUCGUUGAUUUCAAAUUGCGUGAGCUCUUAAGAAAUAGAAAGAUAUAAAAAUAAUACAAAUAUUUGCACCACAUUGAAAUUAAUCCUUUUAAAUAUGCAAACUAUAUUAAUGGCACCUCUUAAAUAAAACUUCAAUUCAUUUAAGAAAUCAAAGCUGUAAGUAGUACUUAGCACCCAACCCAAAAAGCAAGGCGAGGUUAAA
Drosophila hydei is the source of this 3357-nucleotide messenger RNA. It is a transcript of the gene nvy, whose product is annotated as protein CBFA2T3. Gene Ontology annotation, cellular component: nucleus. Gene Ontology annotation, molecular function: transcription corepressor activity. The record is from RefSeq and is a predicted model, not a curated record. The transcript has 6 exons. NCBI's taxonomy places the organism in Eukaryota, Metazoa, Arthropoda, Insecta, Diptera, Drosophilidae. Bases 452 to 2701 code for a protein of 749 amino acids. Gene Ontology annotation, biological process: negative regulation of DNA-templated transcription; DNA-templated transcription.